GAGGUUGCCUGCCUGCCUGCCUGCCUGCCUCGGGGAGGAGAGGCGAGCGAGGCGGCGGCGGCGGCCGGGAGCGAAAGGGAAGCGAAGGGGCGCAACUCGGCGGGGGCGCCUUUUGUGUCGCGUUCCUCGCCCGCCGCCGCCUGAGGGGAGACGCGGGCUUCUCCGCGCUGCAGCCCGGAUUUCAGGACCCAUCAUUCAUAGAUCAUACCUACUGCUGAGAGCUGGAAAAUCUGUUUAAGAUAUUUCCAGACUUUCUUUCUCAACAGAAUAUGACAGAUACCUAGCAUCCAGCAAAAGCAUGGCAGCAGCUUACCUAGAUCCAAACUUGAAUCACACUCCGAGUUCAAGCACAAAGACACACCUCAGUACUGGGAUGGAACGAUCCCCAGGGGCCAUGGAACGAGUCCUGAAGGUUUUCCAUUACUUUGAGAACAAUAGUGAGCCAGCAACAUGGGCGAGUAUUAUACGUCAUGGGGAUGCGACAGAUGUUUGGGGCAUAAUCCAGAAGAUAGUGGAUAGUCACAAAGUUAAGAAUGUCGCCUGUUAUGGUUUACGGCUCAGUCACCUGCAGUCGGAGGAAGUUCAUUGGCUGCAUCCAGAUAUGGGAGUGUCCAAUGUGAGAGAGAAGUUUGAACUGUCUCAUGCUCCAGAGGAGUGGAAAUAUGAACUGCGAAUCCGAUAUUUACCGAAGGGAUUUCUGAACCAGUUUACUGAAGACAAGCCAACAUUAAAUUUUUUCUAUCAGCAGGUGAAAAAUGAUUACAUGGUAGAAAUAGCAGACCAGGUGGACCAAGAAAUUGCCUUGAAGCUAGGUUGCCUUGAAAUCCGGAGAUCGUACUGGGAAAUGCGAGGCAAUGCACUAGAAAAGAAGUCCAACUAUGAAGUAUUAGAGAAAGACGUUGGUUUAAAAAGAUUUUUUCCGAAGAGUUUGCUGGAUUCAGUGAAGGCCAAAACACUCCGAAAAUUGAUCCAGCAAACAUUUCGACAGUUUGCCAACCUCAAUAGAGAAGAAAGUAUUUUGAAAUUCUUCGAGAUUCUCUCGCCAGUGUACAGAUUUGACAAGGAAUGCUUCAAGUGUGCCCUUGGUUCAAGCUGGAUUAUUUCGGUGGAGUUGGCCAUUGGUCCAGAAGAAGGAAUCAGCUACCUUACUGAUAAGGGUUCCAAUCCAACCCACCUGGCCGACUUCCAUCAAGUGCAGACCAUUCAGUAUUCAAGCAGUGAAGAUAAGGAUAGGAAAGGAGUGCUACAGAUGAAAAUUGCUGGAGCACCAGAGCCUCUGACAGUGACAGCACCAUCCUUAACCAUUGCAGAGAACAUGGCCGAUUUGAUAGAUGGCUACUGCCGACUGGUCAAUGGUGCUACACAGUCCUUUAUCAUCAGGCCUCAGAAAGAAGGAGAAAGAGCUUUACCAUCCAUACCAAAGCUGGCCAACAGUGAGAAGCAGGGGAUCCGAUCGCAUGCAGUCUCUGUAUCAGAGGAGAAAAGAGGAGAGAGGAAGAAAGAAGGAAGGAGAGAAUUAGACAUAUACGAAACAGAUGAUUAUGCAGAGAUUAUAGAUGAAGAAGACACUUACACCAUGCCCUCGACCAGGGAUUACGAGAUUCAGAGAGAACGGAUUGAACUGGGACGCUGCAUCGGUGAAGGGCAGUUUGGAGAUGUUCAUCAAGGAGUUUAUGUGACCCCAGAAAACCCUGCUAUGGCAGUUGCAAUCAAAACGUGUAAAAAUUGCACCUCAGACAGCGUGAGAGAGAAGUUCUUGCAAGAAGCCUUAACGAUGCGGCAGUUUGAUCAUCCCCACAUUGUCAAGUUGAUCGGCGUCAUCACAGAAAACCCCGUCUGGAUCAUUAUGGAGCUGUGUACUCUGGGAGAGCUGAGGUCAUUUUUGCAAGUAAGAAAAUACAGCUUGGAUCUGGCAUCUCUGAUACUGUAUGCUUAUCAACUUAGCACAGCGCUUGCCUACUUGGAGAGCAAAAGAUUUGUACAUAGAGAUAUUGCUGCUAGAAAUGUGCUGGUGUCCUCCACCGACUGUGUGAAAUUGGGUGACUUUGGCUUGUCCCGAUAUAUGGAAGAUAGUACGUAUUAUAAAGCUUCCAAAGGAAAACUGCCCAUCAAAUGGAUGGCACCCGAAUCCAUCAACUUCCGACGUUUUACCUCAGCCAGUGACGUAUGGAUGUUUGGUGUGUGUAUGUGGGAGAUUCUAAUGCACGGCAUCAAGCCGUUCCAAGGCGUGAAGAACAACGACGUGAUUGGGCGCAUUGAGAAUGGCGAGCGGUUACCGAUGCCCCCCAACUGCCCUCCCACACUGUACAGCCUUAUGACCAAAUGUUGGGCUUACGACCCCAGCAGGCGGCCAAGAUUUACAGAACUUAAAGCUCAGCUCAAUACGAUACUGGAGGAAGAGAAGCUGCAGCAGGAAGAACGAAUGAGAAUGGAAUCAAGGCGACAAGUUACCGUGUCCUGGGAUUCGGGGGGAUCAGACGAGGCUCCUCCCAAGCCCAGUAGACCCGGUUAUCCCAGCCCAAGGUCCAGUGAGGGUUUUUAUCCCAGUCCACAGCACAUGGUACAGCCAAAUCAUUACCAGGUCUCAGGCUACCCCAGUUCUCAUGGGAUUCCAGCAAUGGCAGGUAGCAUUUAUCCAGGGCAGACUUCUCUCUUGGAUCAGACAGAAACCUGGAACCAUCGGCCUCAGGAAAUCUCCAUGUGGCAACCCAACAUGGAGGAUUCCAGCAGUUUGGACCUGCGAGGGAUAGGGCAGGUUUUACCAACACACCUAAUGGAGGAGAGGCUGAUACGGCAGCAACAAGAAAUGGAGGAAGACCAGCGUUGGUUGGAAAAGGAGGAAAGAUUCCUGAAGCCUGAUGUGCGGCUCUCUAGAGGCAGCAUUGAUCGAGAAGAUGGGAGUCUCCAGGGUCCGGCAUCUAACCAGCAUAUUUAUCAGCCUGUGGGUAAACCAGAUCACUCUGCCCCGCCAAAGAAGCCACCUCGCCCAGGAGCUCCCAGCCACUUGGGCAGCCUUGCCAGUCUCAGCAGCCCCGUGGACAGCUACAACGAAGGGGUCAAGAUUCAGCCGCAAGAGAUCAGCCCUCCCCCGACAGCCAACUUGGAUCGGUCCAAUGACAAGGUGUAUGAGAACGUGACUGGCCUGGUGAAAGCUGUCAUAGAGAUGUCCAGCAAAAUCCAGCCAGCUCCGCCAGAGGAGUAUGUCCCCAUGGUGAAGGAAGUUGGUUUAGCACUAAGGACCCUUCUGGCCACCGUAGAUGAGACCAUCCCAGUGCUCCCUACAAGUACUCACAGGGAGAUCGAGAUGGCCCAGAAGCUCCUGAAUUCUGACCUGGCUGAACUAAUUAACAAGAUGAAGCUGGCUCAGCAGUACGUCAUGACUAGCCUGCAGCAGGAGUACAAAAAGCAGAUGCUCACAGCCGCUCACGCUCUGGCUGUGGAUGCCAAGAACUUGCUGGAUGUUAUUGACCAAGCCAGGCUAAAAUCCAUUGGCCAGUCCAGGCCCCACUAAAAGCAGAAAGUGGCGUUUGCAUCACGCAAUGUGGAAAGAAUUGCUCUUGUAAGGAGCGCUCGUUAGCCUUCCAGCAGCAAUGAGCAUCGCCUGUGUGUGGUCCUGGGUUUCAAGCAAUUCCCAUCCUGCUUAACCGAACGACACCUGUUGGCGCUCUCUCUUCCCUCAUCAUUCUUUAAAGCAAGGAUGGGCUCUUUUUUAAAUAAUCCCAAGGCCAAGAAAGGUCCGAGAUCCAAAACAUGGCAAUUUUCACAGAACUCUGUACAGACGCCUGAAUGGUGGGAACCAGUUUGAAAAGUUUCACAUCACAUGGAAUGUGAAUCGCUUCGAUUUGCCAAGACUUUACUUUUUAAAGAAAAGUCUCAGAUCUAGAACUAUCCAAGCUGCAGAACUGAGCAACAUAUUGUGAAGAAUUCUGGGAAACCUCAGGGCUGAGAAUUCUUGCCUGCAAUAUAUGGAUUGUCCAGACUGGAAUACUUUUUUUAUUAGAACACUUAAUGCCGCAAAAUGCUAAUCACGAUUUACAGAGAAAGAAGAUUAAAAAGCUAUAUUUUCAAAGUGUCAGUCAUAAACCAAAUCCCUCUUCAUCUGUUUCCCUCCCCAUUUCAUGUGGAUGUGUGUGAACCAUUGGAUCAGAACGUAGCCAUAGAAACAGAGAAUUUGGUCUCUCUUUGCCAGAAUAACGUGCCAGUUUUUGUAGCAAUUUUAUUUUCCUUGGAAGCAAAAAACAAAAAAAAGCUGCUUUGUACCAGAGCAACUCAAAAGCUGCGUUUAGAAGGAAAAACAAGUUCUGUAACCAUACAUGUUCCCCAUUUUUAUAUAAUUUAUAAAGAUUAAAGCCAUGAUGAAUAUUUUAAA
Messenger RNA from Eublepharis macularius, 4369 nucleotides. It is a transcript of the gene PTK2, whose product is annotated as protein tyrosine kinase 2. Gene Ontology annotation, molecular function: protein tyrosine kinase activity; ATP binding. The transcript has 34 exons. Bases 299 to 3511 code for a protein of 1070 amino acids. Gene Ontology annotation, biological process: signal complex assembly; protein phosphorylation. NCBI's taxonomy places the organism in Eukaryota, Metazoa, Chordata, Lepidosauria, Squamata, Eublepharidae. The record is from RefSeq and is a predicted model, not a curated record. Gene Ontology annotation, cellular component: cytoskeleton; focal adhesion.